Metschnikowia bicuspidata var. bicuspidata NRRL YB-4993 is the source of this 2691-nucleotide messenger RNA. It is a transcript of the gene PHM7, whose product is annotated as Phm7p. Gene Ontology annotation, cellular component: plasma membrane. Bases 1 to 2691 code for a protein of 896 amino acids. The transcript has a single exon. Gene Ontology annotation, molecular function: calcium-activated cation channel activity. The record is from RefSeq and is a predicted model, not a curated record. NCBI's taxonomy places the organism in Eukaryota, Fungi, Ascomycota, Pichiomycetes, Serinales, Metschnikowiaceae.
AUGGCGACCACCGAAUCCAAUUCGUCGACUUCGGCGUCGCAAUUGUUGUCGUCGUUGAUCCCGAAUUUGAUCAUCUUUGCCGUGUUUAUGCUCAUCUUCCUCUUAAUCAGGAAGAAAAACUCCCGAGUGUACGAACCUCGUAACACCGUCAAGACGGUGCCCAAAGAUUUGCAGCCCGAGGAGAGUCCCAAGGGUGCUUUUGCGUGGGUCACGGCUUUGUUCAAAAAACCCCAAUCGUACUUGAUUCAACAGACCGGGCCCGACGGCUACUUUUUCCUCCGGUACUUGCUUGAGUUCUGCUUCGUCUGUCUCCUUGGUUGCUUUAUUACUUGGCCGGUGCUAUUCCCUGUGGACGCCACAAACUCCAACGGAAACCAACAAUUGGACAUGCUCACCUACGGAAAUGUCAAGGAUAAGUGGAGAUACUUUGCUCAUGUGUUCAUCUCGUGGUUAUUCUUUGGCGCGGUACUUUUUGUCAUUUACCGCGAGUUGGUCUACUAUACCACUUUCAGACAUGCUUUACAAACCACGCCUAUAUACGACUCCUUGUUGUCGUCGAGAACUUUGCUUUUGACCGAGAUCCCCACCGCCGCAUUGGAGGAGCUUACCCUCAGAGAGUACUUCCCAACCGCCACCAACUUGUGGUAUGCCCGGGAUUACAAGGAGCUCAAGGAAAAGGUCAAGGAAAGAACCAAGUUGGCCAAGAAGUACGAGGGUGCCUUGAAUGGCUCUAUCAUCAAGGCCAACAAAUUGCGUUUGAAAUGCGAAAAGAAAGGCGAGCCUGUGCCCGAGCCGGUCGAUGAUUUGGAUAAGUACUUGAAAGAUGGCAAAAAGAGACCAACGCACAAGUUGAAGUUCCUCAUUGGCAAGAAGGUCGACACUUUGAACUACGGUGUGGAGAGAUUGGGCGAGUUGAACCGUGAAAUCGAGAAGGAGCAAUCGCAGCACAACGCCAGACCCCAACAUCCCUCUGUCUUCAUCGAGUUCCCUACCCAGCUUGAAAUGCAAAAGGCUUACCAGGCUCUUCCCUAUCACAAGGAACUCAAAAAGGCUGGCAAACACGUUGGCUUGGCUCCUGAAGAUGUGAUUUGGGAAAAUCUUGCGUUGACCACUACAAAGAGAAGAGUAAAGAAGAUCAUUGCCUCUACCGUCUUGACCUUGACCAUUAUCUUUUGGUCUAUUCCUGUGGCUAUUGUGGGUGCCAUUUCCAACAUCAAUUUCAUUAUUGAGAAACUUCCAUUCUUGGAUUUCAUCAACAAUAUGCCUACGGCCUUGUUGGGUAUCAUCACCUCUUUGUUGCCAACUGUUGCUUUGGCCAUCUUAAUGUCGUUGGUACCUCCUUUCAUCAAGAAGAUGGGUAAGAUCAGCGGUUGCAUCACCAUUCAGCAGGUCGAGAAAUACUGUCAAAAUUGGUACUACGCUUUCCAAGCUGUCAAUUCCUUUUUGGUUGUCACUCUUGCCUCGGCCGCUGUUAGCUCCAUUCAGACCAUUAUCGAAGACCCAACUUCGGCAUUGACUCUCUUGGCAGAGAAGUUGCCAAAGGCAUCGAACUUCUACAUCUCGUACCUCUGUUUGUACGGAUUAACCUUCUCGUCUGGUGCCAUUUUGCAGAUUGUCGCCUUGAUUUUGUCCAAAAUUCUUGGUAGAAUCUUGGACAAGACGCCAAGAUCUAAAUGGAACCGUGCCACCACCUUGCGCCAACCAUUUUUCUCAGUUCUCUACCCAGCUUUCCAAUUUGUGGCGUUGAUUGCCAUUUGUUAUGCAAUCAUUGCCCCGCUUAUCUUGGGAUUCGCCACUAUCACAUUCUUGUUGAUUUUCAUCGCGUUCAUGUACAAUUUGAUCCACGUGAUGAGACCAAACACUACAGAUGCUCGUGGUAGAAACUACCCGUUGGCCAUGUUCCAAAUGUUUGUUGCUAUCUAUUUGUCUGAAGUUUUGUUGGUUGCCUUGUUUGUGUUUGGUAAAAACUGGGCGUGUGUCGUUCUUGAGGCCGUGUUUAUUGCCUUCACUGUUGCUUGCCAUCUUUACUUCAAGUGGAAGUUUAUUCCGUUAUUCGAGGCUGUUCCUAUCUCGGCCCUCAAGUAUGCUGCCGGUGACCGUACAUUCCAGUACCCUAUGCACGAUCAAGGAUUGAAGGAGAUUAAGACUGAAGGUGAGAACUACUGGCAAGGUGGAAACCAACUUGGCUUGACCAACCAGAAAGACCAGGUCGUGCCUGAAAUAUCUGCUCUGGCUGAAACCACCGAGUUGCCUGCUCACGACGAAACGGACAUCAAUACUGCUGUUACUGAAGAGAAGCUGGUGGGCGCUGACCCCGAAGACUCCGACAGCACCCCAUGUAUGCAACAGAAGUCUAAAACAAAGUCCACUAUUGGAGGCACUAUCAAGAGAUUUUUCCGUCCGAAAAGAAACACUUUUGACAUGGUGCGUGAGUCGAUGCCUGAUGCAUACUUCAACUAUAUUCAGUACAACCCUGAUUUCGUCAGAACUGCGUACGAGGAUCCCGCUGUGAAUGACGAGGAGCCACAUAUCUGGGUAGUCAAGGACUCCAUGGGCUUGUCUGAAAUUGAGAAGAACAAAGCCCUCGAAAAUGGCGUCGACUGCUCUGAUGCUGACGCAUGUUUCGAUGACAAAGGAAAGACACAAUACCUUGGCCCUCCACCUUCUUACGAGGAGUCAAUUAAGGUCUAA